Molecule: messenger RNA, 971 nt
Organism: Pogonomyrmex barbatus (red harvester ant)
Lineage: Eukaryota; Metazoa; Arthropoda; Insecta; Hymenoptera; Formicidae
Biological process (GO): mitotic spindle midzone assembly; positive regulation of cytokinesis; cytoplasmic microtubule organization
Cellular component (GO): cytoplasmic microtubule; centrosome; midbody
Molecular function (GO): microtubule binding
Source: RefSeq, a predicted model, not a curated record
AUAAACUAAAUUUAACAUAUGUGACGACAUAUUAAUCGCAACCUGUUUGUUAAAUUAUACGAGAAUAUAUGAGAGAAAACGAAACUAAUGGAAAGAAAUCAAUUGAUUUUGAUAGAAUUAUUAGUUGAUACAGUGAAUAUUCCUACCAUACGAGCAAUACACGAUGAGAUAUUGCCGGUCAAAACAUGUGUUUCGUUUCAAAUAUUAAACCUGCCUCCCAUCAAUAUUUAUCAAGAAGCACCAACGGAAGCUUGCGCCUGUAUCCCUAAUGGACCGCAAGUCUUCAAGAAGGGCAAGUCCUGCCUAUUCGCCCUUCCGGACAGUGUUCUACAGAAACCAUUGUGCAACUUUCCUAUGGUAAUGUCUGUUUAUAAAGAACUGCCGCCAGGACUCCUGCCGGAUGUGAUACUAAUUGGCACUCAUCGAAUUCAACUUCACGGUUUCAUGAACUCUCUACUCGGUAUGCAGAACUCUCAGGACAGUAAGCCGUGCAAAACGAUGAAGAACGCUUUUAAAAUUACCACGGCGACGGGACAAUACGUGGGCGAAGUCACGGUCUUUAUUCGUGUCUCGUGCUUUGGCAAGAAGAUCGUCACGCAGUUUCAGCUUCCUCACAAUAAGAAACCCUAUCUCUUCAAGGGCGUCGACGACGGUCCCGUAUACCAAUGCAAAAGGGUCACUUCCGCUCUGCAUACACGACAGAUAAACUGCGUGUGUCCUGGCAAGAAAGUUGGUGAUGGCAGCGGAGAAGCGAUCGCUAGAAGAACUCGUUGUUGCGUUAGCGCCGAUGAGCGAAGAAGACAAUUAGGGGAUAUCAAAAGAGAUAAAUGUCCACCGUGUUGUCGCGGUACGCGGGAUAUUUCCAGGAGCAGAGAAACCGUCAGAAAAUGUGGCUGCGUCGUUAAGGAAGAACAGACUUACAAUUGCACUAAGACAAGCAUCAAACAUUCAACAUGAAUGGAGAAGGGCAG